This is a messenger RNA of Pseudovirgaria hyperparasitica, 6752 nucleotides long. Its product is annotated as ketoacyl-synt-domain-containing protein. The record is from RefSeq and is a predicted model, not a curated record. Bases 373 to 6672 code for a protein of 2099 amino acids. NCBI's taxonomy places the organism in Eukaryota, Fungi, Ascomycota, Dothideomycetes, Acrospermales, Acrospermaceae. Gene Ontology annotation, biological process: fatty acid biosynthetic process; secondary metabolite biosynthetic process. The transcript is spliced from 8 exons. Gene Ontology annotation, molecular function: phosphopantetheine binding; 3-oxoacyl-[acyl-carrier-protein] synthase activity; fatty acid synthase activity.
GGUGAGAUCCACGGUAGGCAUUGUUAUUGUCAGUGACUGUGACGCAGGCGGCGGGCCUGACUGUCCGUGCUACCCUGAAUAUACACCGCUUAAAUAACUUUGUCGACUCACCCUGGCUGGUUGAGUAUAUGCCAGCCUUUGUUUGACAACAGUUUACUUUUUCAUACUUCUCUUGACGUUGUGUCGUUGUUCAGUAACAUCAUCGAGCGUACAAAUUCGAGCAGAUCCCUUCAGAAAAGGCAAACGGGACGAUCAGACCCGGAACCAAGAAUUCUGCAGCGUUUAUCUUGCAAUAUCAGACGUACAACAUCCCACAGCCCAUUCUAAAUCUCGGAGAUAGUCUCUGCGAACCCCAUUCUAGCAGUCAGAUCGAUGUCCGGGGCACGGAGAGUAGCUUUCUUCGGAGGCCAGGGCAGUCGUUCUUUGUUCAGUCCGGAGCUGUGUGCCUUCGCACAGGCAAAUGCGAAGUCAUCAGCUGCUGCUGCGCAUCUUCUUUCAGCAUGUCACACAGCCUUUCUAGAUGAGCUGUACAACUCUAUCUCAGAUGAGCCUAUCGGCUUUAGGGAUGAGUUGAGAGAGCUCAGAACAGCAGAAGAUCUGCUGAACCCGCCAUCAAACACUCACAACAACCCUAUCAUACAAGGCGUCACCCUUUGCCUGCAUCAGCUACUAGGCUAUCUUGCCAACACGCAGUACACGGCAUCGACUGGACUAUCUCUCGACCCGAAGCAGGGCGAGCUUAGCGAAACGGUGGGCUUCUGCUCGGGGGUCCUUCCAGCUAUUGUCGUCGCUUCAUCGAAGAAUAUUGCGGAGUACAUCGAGACAAGUACAGCGGCUGUUCGAGUCGCUUUUUGGAUUGGGUUCCGGGCGGCGAGCUUCAGCGAACAAUCCGAAGACCACUGGCGAGAUUUUCCGUGGAGUUUAGCCCUAAACGGGUAUGGUCCAGAAGUUGUCGAAGACUACAAUAGUGAUCAUCAAGAUUCACCUGAUCUUCAAUUAUGUAUAUCAGCAAAAUCGAGCGAAACGUCAUUCAGCGUUGCUGGCCCGAGCUUGGCACUGCGCAAAUUCCGAUCCGAGUAUCUUGAUUCAAGACAUGAUCGGAGCAGCGACCUAGUCCAUGUGCACGCCUUGUAUCAUGGAGGACAUCGAAUGGAGGAUGUCCUACGUCAUGUGAUUGAUGAUACACGCCGAAGAAGUAUCAAUUUUCCCUCGAGCGAGGACUUGAAAAGGAUAUCACUGCGCUCCUCCAUUGAUGGUCAGGUGAUCAAAGCAGAUGCAGAGAGUCGUUCUCUUCUUGAGACCGCAAUCAGAAGUAUUCUGGUAGAUCAAGUCGAUUGGAGCAGUACGUGGAAACAAAUCAGCCAAGCUGCACCAAAGACUGAAGUUCUGGCGUUUGGCCCGCACUCGCGUUCACUACUGUCUACAACCACUAGCGAUGGCCCAGCGAAGGAGAUCAAGACUGAAGACCUUUCGGGACGGGGAGAUAGUUCUCUCCCUGCAUAUGCGAACGAAGCCAUUGCUAUUGUCGGUAUGGCCUGUCAAUUCCCUCAAGGUAGCAACAAGGACAUGUUGUGGGAGACAUUAGAAAAGGGCCUGAACACUGUGGAAGAGAUCCCCGAAUCGCGCUUUGAGGUAUCUCAAUUCAAGGUAGAUCCAGAAAACGAGAAAGGGGCUGGCAGAAAGAUGGCUGCUAAGCAUGGAAAUUUCCUUGAUAAGCCUUGGGCAUUCGAUCACAAGUUCUUUAAUAUAUCGCCUCGGGAAGCCAAGUCGAUGGAUCCCCAACAACGACUACUCCUGCAAGGAGCUCUAAAUGCACUUAAUGACUCAGGGUAUAUCCCGGAUGCAACACCUACAUUUCAGAAAGAGACCAUGGGAUGCUAUGUAGGGGUUGCCACUGGUGAUUACACAGACAACCUGAAAGACGAGAUUGAUGUCUACUACAGUACUGGGACUCUCCGAGCUUUCCUCAGUGGGAAGAUAUCUUAUCACUUCAAAUGGAGUGGUCCUUCCGUUGUCAUUGAUACAGCUUGCUCGGCCUCGAGUGUGGCUUUGUACCAGGCUUGCAGAGCUCUAAACAAUGGAGACUGCACAUCAGCGGUCGCUGGAGGCGUCAAUGUCAUUAGCAGUCCUGACAUGUAUAUUGGGCUGUCAAGAGCACACUUCCUUAGCAAGACUGGGCAGUGUAAAGCGUUCGACGUCACAGCUGAUGGAUAUUGCCGAUCUGAGGGCUGCGGCUUGUUCGUCCUCAAGAAGCUGAAGGAUGCUGUUGCAGAGAACGACCGGAUUUAUGGAGUGAUUCGUGGCAUUGAGGUCAACCAAUGUGGAAAUGCUCACUCGAUCACGCAUCCUCAUUCCGAGACCCAACAAGCGCUUUUCAGGCAAGUUGUGGAGAGAAGUGGGGUAGAUCCGACUUCUAUCGGAGUCGUCGAGGCUCACGGCACUGGGACACAGGCUGGAGAUGCAGCAGAAGUUUCUAGUAUCCAGAGCGUGUUUGGGAACAGGCCGACCAAUCAACCUCUACACUUGACCUCGAUAAAGGGGAACAUCGGCCAUGCUGAGGCUGCUUCGGGGGCUGCAGGAUUAACCAAAAUCCUCUUGAUGAUGAACAAGAAGAAGUUGCUUCCACAAGCUGGGUUCAAGAAUCUCAAUCCCAAGUUGGCAAGCAUCAAUUCACACAACAUCAAGAUCCCAACAUCGGUAGAGGAAUGGCGCUCAAGACGUGGUGUGCCACGACGAGCUCUGUUGAACAACUUUGGCGCUGCAGGCUCCAAUGCUGCUAUCAUCGUCGAGGAAGCGCCCGACGGUGCAAAGCCAAAGGAACUUGUUCAGCGUUCAGCCUAUCCUUUUGUCAUCUCAGCAAGGACCGUCAAAGCUGUAAAAUCGUACUGCCAAGGAUGGCUACAACAGCUUGAUCAGAAUCCUGAUUUGCAUAUCAAAGACAUCACUUACACCGCGACUGCCAGAAGACAGCCAUACGAACAACGAUUGGCAUUUGCGGUGACAUCUGUCGAGGACCUCAAGCAAAAGCUGCAGACAGAUACCGAGCCAAAUGCAGUCAAUUCAAUGCAUCGCAAGCCAAUUGGCUUCGUCUUCUCCGGCCAGGGUGCUGUUUAUCCUGGUAUGGGCAAAGAAUUGUUGCAAACCUGUACAGCCUUCAGCAACACUGUCACACAAUGUGACCAUCUUCUGAACAACAUGGGUUUCCCGAAAGUCUCGCCUCUUCUUGAGGAUGCCCAUAACGCUAUAUCACCAAGUGAAUAUGUCAUUGUAUCACAAUGCGCAUGCUUCGUUCUUGAGGUUGCUCUUGCAAGAACAUGGAUUUCAUUCAAUGUGGUACCGGAUGUCGUUAUGGGUCACAGCUUGGGAGAAUACGCAGCCAUGGUGAUUGCCGGCGUCCUCAGCCUCCCAGAUGCCCUGAAAUUUGUUGCCACCCGAGCGAAGCUCAUGGUAGACCUGUGUGAAGUGAAGGCCACCAGUAUGCUUGCCUGCAACAUGUCAAGUGAUGAGGCCGAGAAACAAAUUGCAUCGAAACCCGAAAGCUUCCAGGGUUUGACUAUCGCCUGUCAAAACAGCAGAGGAGACUGUGUGGUGUCAGGUCCCGUGUCCGCAUUGGAUCAGUUCAGUCAUCACAUCAAAUCUGCCGGGGCUAAAUGUAAACGUCUUGACGUUCCCUACGGUUUCCACUCAGGGGCAUUGGAUCCAAUCAUCGAACCACUAUCCAAGGUCGCAGCCGAGAUGAAGAUCUCGGCACCAAAAGUUGCUUUUGGCUCGACAGUCUCCGGCAAGCUUCUUGACGAGACAGCCAUCACACCAGAAUACUUCACCAAUCAGACAAGGAACACGGUGCUUUUUGCAGACCUCAUGGAGUCCCUAGCUUCCCGAUCCGAAUUCAACUCUGCAACGUACCUGGAGAUCGGCCCAGCUCCCAUCACCCUUCCCAUGAUCAAGAGCGGACUAGCUGAUGGGGACAGCCAGUUCCUCCCUUCACUAAAGAAGAACGAAAACCCCUGGACCACAUUGGUCAGUGGUAUCACCAAAUUGGCACUGGCGAAUUACACGAUGCAUUGGCGUAACGUCUUUGAUGGAUCUCAAGGUAAUGUCAUCGACGGCCCAGACUACCCAUUGGACAAGAGUGAAAUGUUUGUCCCUUACAAGGAGCCCACACGACAAGAGUUGUCCUCGGUUCAGAGCACAGAAAUGCAGGAUGCAGCUGGCCCCUUGGUGCCCAGAGAGCUUAAAAGCAAUGAAGAGGGUUCAGAGUUGUUUGAAAGUGAUACCGAUGUUCUGGGGAAGUUCAUCCAAGGACACAUCGUUGGUGGUGUAGCACUAUGCCCAGCAAGUGUAUACCAUGAGAUGGUUCUCGAAGCUGCAACACGCAAUGAUAACAGUAACACCUCGACCGGCGAAACUCUGACUGUCAACGAGAUCACCUUUGACAAGCCUCUGAUAUACGAUCCCAAAGGCGACAAGAGAAUCGUUCAGCUCACAUUGCACAAGAAGUCUGCAGACGGCACAAGGGGUUUCACAUUCUCCUCUUUCGUUGAAGGCCAUGACGAGAAAGAAAAGGUUGACCAUUGUUUCGGCAUGAUUCAGCCCCAGAAGACUUCCAAACUACAAAGCAGCUUCAAAAAGAUGGCGGCCAUCGCGAAAAGGCAAAAGUCACACCUUGAUGGAGUCGCCAAAGACACCUUCCACACGCGCAUGCUAUAUGAGACAGUGUUCCCUAGGGUUGUCGACUACGGCAAGGAGUAUCAAAGUAUCAAGAAUCUGACCGUUACGGAAUCCGGCUCUGAGGGACAUGGUCAAUUCCAGCUACCAGAUCCGCCUGUGGACGAGCCAUUCGUUCUGUCGCCCACUUUCGUGGAUACACUCCUACACGCAGCCGGAUUCAUUGCCAACAGUCAUGUUGACGCGCACGAGGCGUGCAUUUGUACCCGCGUGGAGCAGAUCAACAUUCUGUACGACAACCUGGAUCAGAGUCAAGAGUUCAAGGUCUACUGCAGUCUGAUGGAUUACAUUGAGGGCACGCUCCUCGGUGAUGCUUAUGCGGUAGAUCAGAGAGGACAGGUUGUGGCUGCGGUGGAGGGCAUGCACUUCAAGAAGCUGUCACUCAGGGCGUUCCAAAACCACUUGGCCCGUGCCAGUGGACGUGGCAGAACUACUAUCCAGCAGCCUGCUCCUGUCACCAAAGCCCCUAUCAGAAAUCCCACCACGCCUCCUCCCCAAAAAGCUGCACCCAAAGCUGCUGGUGGCGUUGGGAAAGACGAAAUCAUCGCCACAGUCGCGGAGACCGUAUCGAAAGUAUGCGAAGCACCUCCGGCAAGCAUCACGGCGCAGUCAGAACUGUCUGAUCUAGGCAUGGAUUCAUUGAUGCAGAUUGAGCUUGCAGAUGCACUCAAGAAACGCUUCCCAAGCCUUGCCAUCGACAAAAAUGCUCUCCUGAACAGCACCACUGUCAAAGACAUCCAAGACCACAUUAUCGCAGUAAGCCCCGCUCCAUCACAACAAAAGAGCAGCAACAUUCAAAGACCCAAGUCCUUGAACUUGGAAGACACGAACGCGCGUCUGCAGCAAGCCAAGAGUAGCGAGCUCAAAUACACUCCACCCGAGGCACCAGUCAACAAGGUCAAGGACCUGAUUGCAGAAGUAUGUGGCAUCUCCGGGGGGGAAAUCGACGCUGAAAGCACGAUGGAAAGCCUGGGAAUGGACUCGCUGAUGACCAUUGAACUGAAGACCGAGUUCAAGAAGCAACUCGGCGUUGAAAUGCCCGAGAUUCAUGGCGACUUCACCCUCGACACGCUUCUCAGCUUCAUCGACAGCUCGAACAGCUCGGAGACCAGCGCUACGCUGUCCACGAACACGGAUAGUGGGUUCAUCUCUCCACCCUCGACAGUGACUUCCACCAUCUCUUCGCCAACCCGAGAGUCCAAGCCGGCCAUUCCAACGCUCAUCCAGUCUGGACCCAAAGACAAGCCUUCGAUGUACCUGUUCCACGACGGAAGUGGUACCGUCGGUAUGUACAAGGGACUCAGUGAUCUUGGGUGCACCCUGUACGGUAUCUCCAACCCUGGAUUCGGCGACCGUGAUCACUGGGCCAAAUCGAUCUCAGACAUGGCCACCAGCUACGCAUCCGCGAUCUCGGCAUCCUCAGAGAAGCCUGUCGUCUUAGGAGGCUGGUCAUUCGGUGGUGUCGUCGCCUUCGAGACCGCACAACACCUCGCACGACUCGGCAAGCAGGUCAAGGGCGUCAUACUGAUCGACUCACCAUGUCCGAAAGACCACACUCCGCUCCCCGAAGAAGUGGUCAAGCAUGUCCUCAAGCCCAUGACGGACUCCAAAGCAGGGAGGUCUGCUGCCACGGUUGCAAAUCAAUUCAAAUGGCAUGCGGCAAUGCUGGGCAAGUAUAACCCUCCCGCAGAUGCGUCCGAGGUUCCAUACAUCAUGCUCCAGAGUGCCGAGACGUUCGAUACGUCUGGCCAGUGCGGUGUCAAGUAUCCAUGGCUCGAGGACCAGCGGGAGCGUGCUCGUGCUAUCGACGGAUGGCAGGAAGUCCUGGGCCGGAAGGUCAAGACGCUGCAGAUUCCGGGCGAUCACUUCCAGCCGUUUACGAAGGAGUGUGUGGGGAAAGUAUCGGAGCAGUUGAGGGAAGCAUACAAUAUUGUUACGAAGUAAGUAGUUUAAGGAUGGCAACAGACUGCAUGAGCGUUUUGUUUUCGAGCGAUUUGAGUUUUGGCGUUUUUAGUUAGGGGUCG